GCCGAGUGGCCCGGCGGAGCCGGCGCACUCCCGCCUGCAGGGGGAGGGCGGACGGGGCGCCGGCACCGGCCAGGCCGCAGCAGGCGCUGUUUCUCUUUCACUUUCCUUCCCUGUGAGGCCGGCGCGCUGGCGGGCGAGGAGCGGCGGCGGCGGCGGCGGCCGGGGGAUAUGGAAAAGCAGAACCACCAAAAGGAGUAAUGACCAGCUGUUUCAUGACAGACCUGGAUGCUAGUUCUCAUGCCUCAGGAUAUCCAGUUGGGAACUCCAUACCAGCUCUUGGGAUCAGACUUUCAUCCACUUAAUACUCUUCUUUAUCUGAACUACUGAAGCCAGUCCUAGUUAACUACGAAUGGCUACCCAAAGGAAACACUUGGUGAAAGAUUUCAAUCCUUACAUCACCUGCUACAUCUGUAAAGGGUAUCUGAUCAAGCCAACUACAGUGACGGAAUGUCUUCAUACGUUCUGUAAGACUUGUAUCGUUCAGCACUUUGAAGAUAGCAAUGAUUGUCCAAGGUGUGGCAACCAAGUUCAUGAGACAAACCCAUUAGAAAUGUUGAGGUUGGAUAAUACAUUAGAGGAAAUCAUAUUUAAACUGGUCCCUGGACUGCGAGAACAAGAACUUCAGCGUGAAUCUGAAUUUUGGAAGAAAAAUAAGCCUCAAGAAAAUGGACAAGAUGAUACUUCAAAAGUUGACAAACCUAAAGAAGAUGAAGAAGGUGAUGAAAAUCAGGAUGAUAAAGACUAUCACAGAAGUGACCCACAAAUUGCUAUAUGUUUGGAUUGUUUACGAAAUAACGGACAAUCAGGGGACAAUGUAGUAAAGGGUUUAAUGAAGAAAUUCAUUCGAUGUUCUACACGUGUAACUGUGGGAACUAUAAAAAAAUUUCUAAGUUUAAAACUAAAACUUCCAAGUUCUUAUGAGUUGGAUGUGCUGUGCAAUGGUGAAAUCAUGGGGAAGGAUCAUACUAUGGAAUUCAUCUACAUGACAAGAUGGCGACUAAGAGGCGAAAACUUUCGGUGUCUGAACUGCUCAGCUUCGCAAGUCUGCCCUCAGGAUGGCCCUUUGUAUCAGUCAUAUCCCAUGGUAUUGCAGUAUCGACCAAGAAUUGAUUUUGGUUAAACCAAGGGGCCUAGAUCCCACUGAGAUGAAUCCUGCACUAUUUGUUUACUCUGGACAGAUUGCACAGCGAACGGUGUGUGGACUAGAGGGACACAACCAGACUUUCAGCAUGCAAAUAAGGCCAUUGUCUGUCUCUGAAUUGUCCGUCACAUUUAUGUUAUUUCUCUUACGAGCAAACCAAGUGCCAUUCUGCUACUGAACCACCUGCAUAAGUUAUUUGUGCCGUCUCCCCGUGUGCAAGUCCCGGUCGGUGUCAGUGAGAUGUGCGCCACGAUGCAGCCCUCGGAGUGUUCUGCUUGCCUGUUCCAAGACUGUUCUGAUGUUUGGUUACACUAGUAAUACGGCUUAAUCUUUGUGGUGUUGCAGUUUUCACAUACUAUUUCAUUAAUUCUUGUUUAAAUAGUGUAUUGUACAAAAAACUAGUAAUUAUUAUAUCUUGAAAUUAUUUUGUAUGGGAAAUAUAUUUAGAAAAGUGGUUUCUGAGCCACUGUCCUGUUCUCAGUAAGAUUUUUGUUUGCAAAAUAGUUCAUCUUUGGGGAAGAAUUCCACUUAGUCUUUGAGCGCAUUGUAAUUGUAGGCAGUUUAAAUCAUCUGUCAGUGUAGUCUAUCAAUUGCACAAGGAGAGGGCAUGUUAGCCCUCCAGAUUGAAAAUGUAUGUGAUUCUUGGAGAACUGAAGUUCGAUUCACAAUCAUUCAGAAUGUUGGCAGCUGAUCACAUUGACUUCUAAGGAAGUUAAUGCGUAAGUAAGGUCAGUCUCCUUUCAUAAUGCCUUAUGACUAGAGGGUGCUGCUUCACGAGCCGUCACUGAGUAGCUCAUUUUACGGAUGCGUCUCUAUACCGUUGCUCUCAUUUAAUGAGUACAGUGUUGCUCUUUUUCCUUUGGCCUUAGGUAUGUGUCACUGUGGCAUGCAGAGGGUUAGGAUGAUUUUAAAUAUUAGGAUCUUUAGAGCAGAUAACAAUAGCUAUUUUAUGGAUCUCAAAAGUCUCAAAGCAAUUGUAGAUUAAAACUGUUAGUUACCUAUCACAUUUCCAAAACAUUUGCAUACAAUAGAAUAAAUGCAGUGUAGUAAAUAUGCUAACCAAAAGUAAUAGUCUGAGGAUAUUUCAUUUUAGAUCCUGUAGCAAUCGGGGGAAAUGGGAUUACUGUUUUAUACAUAAGUUCAUUAAGGUCAGAGCUGUGAUGAUGUCCUUGAUUUUGCAGUUUUGUUAAGUCUUCCAUUCAUUUUGAGGUUAUUGUGCAAGUCAGAGAAAGUCUUGUUACCUUAACUUAUAUAAAGAGCUUCAUUUUAAAUGUUUUAAAAUUUAUAGUUGUUUUCAAAAAACUUUGGAAAUUGUUUUAUUAAUUGCUUCAAAACAAGUUAACCUCUGAAACUUAGGGAAAAUCUUGAAAAGUAGGAAAAAUAUUUUAGAAAUCUGACAUGAGCACAACCUGUGUGUUACACACAUAGUUUUUAUACUGUAUACCUGGUGGAUGUGCUACAUUUUCCAGUAAAAUGUAUCACAAAUUAAUGCCUUCUGACUCAAAAUGCUCCUUAGAAAUAAAACAUUGUACAACGCUAAGAAACACAUACAAAAUACAGCUAAAUCUUGAUGCAUUUCACAGUAUAAAAAGCUGAAAUACCAUAAUUCUCUUUUCCACAUAUCUUUGUUUCAAGUCAAAAAGUCUACAUUAAAUUUUCUGUUGUUUUUGUUCUGGCUUAUAUGAAAAAGGUUACGGCAAUUUCAUUAUGUGUGUUUGGAAGGGCUCACAAGCGGAGUUUAAAAGGCAGAUUUUUUUAUUCAAAAUCUUCAAAAAUGGUUGGAAUAGACCAUUAUCGUCACACUCAACCAAAAACUAAAUUUACUCUUUAGCUACAGAAAUUAUUUUAUCCUGUGAAAUCUAAUUCCCUACAUGCCUAAGAAAUUUUAAAUUUUAUUAUAAAUUUGACAUCUAGAUCAGUGAUUAAAGUAAUAUUUUACAUAUGGAAGUUAACUUUAAUUGACUUAAUGCAAAAUGCAUUGAGAGUGCAUUUUUAAAGCCACUAAUGAGACUUGGAUGUUUUUGGGUCCCUAGCCAAAACAUACAACCUUAAGUGAAUUUUAUAUAUACAGUCUCUUUAAAUUUAUCCCGUUGCUUCAUCAUAUGUAAUUUCACUAUUUUCCAAGGAAAUAUAAGGUCUGGCACAAAUAAUGCCCCUUUUUUAUUACAAAAUCUUUUAUUAAAAAAUCAUAAGCAUGUAAUUCUAUAACAUAACAAUAUUACAUUCAAGCAUACCAUGUGACAUUUUAGGUGAAAUGUUCAGAUUAAAACUAUAAAUUAUUACACUCCUGUUAUUACCUACUGACCACACUCAAGCAGGCCUUACUUCUGCCAGACCCUGUAUAUAGGAAGCAAUUAUGGAAUUUAUAAUAGUUUUAGUGCAUUAACAUUUUUACUGAAAUGCAGUGGAAUAUGUGCCAAAACAUGUGAAAAAGCCUGACAUAAAGGACAUCAUUUGUCAUUUGGGGGAAGGUACACAUUUUAUGGUGGUCCUGAGUAAUUCGAUAUUGCUGCUGGAACCACAGACUUCUUCAGCUGACCUCUUUUGAUACAUUCAACUAUGAUUUUCUAAGUAUGGGACCUCUUUCAUAUCUAGUAAUACACUAAAUUUCCAGCUAAAUAUUCCCUAAGUUAGGUUAUGGAAUUUGCAAGAAACCAGGUAUAGAAAAAAUAUGCAGACAACUUUUGUGGUUAGUUUUAUAAACUUAGGGUGCUAGUAAAAUACUCUUUAUAUAAAUAACCUAUAGAAAUAAUAAUCUAAAUCUGCAAAAUUGGAGAAGAAAUAAAACUUACAUUUUUGUUUAAUGUGUUGCUUCUUAGAUGUAAGAAACUGAAAGAACUUUACUUCCAUAAAAGAUUUUUGUAAUCUGUUUUCUCUGCCUUAGAUAUAUUAGUUAAAGGGUCAAGGAACCUUGGACAUCAAGGCCUGUUAUUUACAGACAUCACUUUAACUGAAGUAAAUCGCAUCAGUUAAUAGAAAAAUCAGAAUAUGGCCUUUUCUCUAGAUUAACAAAAUGCUUUCAAGAAGUACAAAUGAAACUAAAAGGCUCAUUGAUGGGGUACUAUUAGCCCAUUCUGUCUGGGGUACAGCUGUCUUGGGUGAUGUCUUUCUACUUUUAGAAAAAGUAUAUUAUUUCAUUAUUCAUUGAAAAUCUGUCCCAUACUAAUAUGCCACAUUUUAUAAAUGUAAUGAGUUUGCUCAACUAUCUUAUACUCAAAUGUAAUCUAAAUUUAAAUGAUUCUUUAAGAUAAAAAAGUGUGUUACAUAAUAUUAUAAACUGUUUAGCUUUAUUGAAUUAUUUAAGAGAAAGUGCCUCAUUGCAGCUGUGCAUUUCUGUUUUGGAUUUACUGCACACAUUUUGAGUUAUCUGUACCUGUCUCCUAUGAAUGAUUUCAUACCUAAAUAGGCACUUGUAAGUUAAUCACUUUUUAAACGAUUUUCAUGAGGAAAUACAUAUCACCAAAGACAUUUUACUGCUAAUUAAUAACCAUGUUGGAGAGACGGUCUUAACAGUUUUGGAGGCUGGAAAUUUUUAGAUUGCAAUUUAGUUUUACAUUAGGCAAUAACCUUGAGUAAUUGCUAAGUUAUCGCCAAAGAAAGGCUUUAAAAUGAAUUUUCAUGAUGAGAUUAAUCAAAUGCAGGUUUUUCUUAUAAUUAGCAGAGCACACUUUUUUCCAAAUAUGUGUCUUUUUUUCCCAGCACUAUUUGACAGAUCUUAAGAAAUCUCAAAGGUGAGAAGGAGAUAAACACAGCAAAUAGCCUUUCUCUGGAUGAAAAGUGGGAAAAGGACAUACUUUGAAAAGAAAAUUGAAAUGCAUAUUUUAAAUUCUAAUUUGAGGAGCUUCUUACUUAUUCCAUGGAGGCAGUAGAAACAAACAUUACAUUUAAUUCGUUCCUAGGUUCUUAAUAAUAUGAGACAUUUUAUUAAAGACAGACUUUGGUAAGAGUGCUCCCAUGUUCAUUUGUAUAGAAAAUACUACAUUCUGUUGGACUCACAUAAAUGCUUUUCUUUUAUUCAAAAGCAGAAUUUUCAUAAAGGCCUGUUUUAAGUGUCUGCCCUGUUCUUUGGUAAUUAUUGUUACUAGAAUUCAACCACACAGCCAAAUUUGGCAAAAUGGGUCUCAGAUCCAGAGCAUCUGUACAUCUGAUUGGAUACUCUCCUUACACCAUUCUCCUUGGGAGUCAUGCCAUGGGCCACCUUAAAGAUAAAAUUCGUUCUGAUAGACCACUGCGUUAACCUCCUCAGAGAGUAUAAAAAUGGGUGGACUCUGUUAUGUGCUGUGGUUUAUCAUGAGGCAUUUUCUAGCAGGCUAAAUAAGCUUUACACAUUAAGAUAGUGGUUAUAGGAGAAUUGCAAAAAUGAAUGAGUUUGCCAUAACUUUAGUUUUCUGGAUUAGAAACACAAAAACAUGAAAUGGUAUUGCUAUUUUAAGAUGUAUCUCUCUACAAUAAGGAACAUGUCUGCUACAUCUGGCUUAUUAAUGAUUAAGAAUAUUAAAUAUACCAGAGACUGAAACCCCUUGAAAGCACAACAUAACCAACCAAUUCUGGAUUUACUUGAUAUAUCUAGUUCAGUAAUAUUUUGAUGGAAAAACAUCAGAAAAAGUUCAUUAAAAUGCACUUAAAUAUAUAUUACAAGGUUUUCACAGGUUUUUUUUUCUUACCACAAUGACAUUUUCCCAGUAAUUUAAAAGUGAUUCUCUUCCUAAUGUAACAUAGUUUUCACAAAUAGUAUGUUUAUUUGCUAUUCUUACUAUGCUUUCAAACAAUGAAAAUGCUUGAGCACUUCCAUUUUAGAAAGUUAUGAAAUUAAAUUUAAUUUUAAAUGCUUAUUAAAAUGUGUCUGUAUACCUGUUAAUGCCCCUUUUUCUAGGAUCCAACACUGAGACAUUGUUCAGGAAUGCUUUUUAAUUUCAACUACCUUUAAACCUAGAGUCAAGUGAGACUGAUACGUUAACACUGGGUCUAGUUUCCUUCCAUCCUUCAGAGCUUCAUGGGUAAGAAACUAACCUGGUACAAAUGCAGACGAAGUGUUUCUGGGCCUCGUAGAGACAGCAAACAGAUUAUUUAUCCACAGACUUCUCGUCGGUCCACUGGAGCAGGAGUUCUACACGUUAGCAAUGUGAUAGGAUCAGGCUGAUAGUGUGUGGGGUCAGUUUUCUUUUGCUGUAUUUUUUAGAAUGGGGAUGGGGCCUAAGUGUCCUUAUGAAGCUGUAGUUACGACAAGAGCCUGUGAGGGGCACCAGUGUCUGCUCGUCCCUGCAUCGAGCAACACAGCAGUGAGCACCAGUUUUAACAGAGUGGCCCUCAUGUCACACACAACCAUCAUAGAACAUACUGUACAGUUGUGUUGCUGGUUUUCCUUUGAAAUAUAAAAUAUUUUAAGCUUUUUUUGUCAAAAGUGGUAACAUCUUAAUACAAAUAAAAACCUUUUUGUGGUUGUAAGAUUUCGCUUAUAAAUCAUUCAAAUUGAAGUGAAAGAUUACCAGGUCAUUGUUAAUGACUUAGUCUAUUAAGAAUAUAUGUAUUUUUGUAAAGGAAAAGCACUUGUAGAUAUUUAAUCAGUACAAGAUAUAUGUCUGUUUUGCAGAAAUAAAAUGCUGCUUAGAGAUUCUCUUUAAAUAUUUUUUAUUUUUGUGCUCAGAUGUACUUUCUGUUGGUCUCUGGAAUGUCCUGUACAAGCUGUGUGGUCGCGCUGUGGGGCUAGAGAACUUCUGUUUUUAAAAUCUGGACGUAGCCAAGUAUCCUUGACCAUGUUAAAAAUAGUAUCUUUGUUAUUAAAAAAUUGAUUGCAUAA
This is a messenger RNA of Phyllostomus hastatus (greater spear-nosed bat), 6938 nucleotides long. RefSeq names its product polycomb group ring finger 5 (gene PCGF5). The transcript has 10 exons. NCBI's taxonomy places the organism in Eukaryota, Metazoa, Chordata, Mammalia, Chiroptera, Phyllostomidae. The record is from RefSeq and is a predicted model, not a curated record. Gene Ontology annotation, biological process: regulation of transcription by RNA polymerase II. Gene Ontology annotation, cellular component: PRC1 complex. Bases 350 to 1120 code for a protein of 256 amino acids.